AAUGAUUCUCAGCUCCACCACUUUCACUUUUGAGCUUCCACGGAGUCCAGCCGGAAUAAGAGAGGGGAAAGGGAGUACAAUUCAGGCCUCGUCCGGGAUUGCCUUUUGGUGAUCGCCGGGUGAUUUAUCUGAAUGGCGCCUUGAUUUUAUGGUAGUUUUGCACGCUGUUUGAGUGCAGGAAAAAAGUUUUCUGGCUCUAUUCAACUAACAUCCCUAGCAUUAUGGGUUGGCUGAAAAAAUUUUUUAAAGGCUCCAGUCAUAAAAUAUCUUGGGGCCAACACCACGGAAAAUAUGCAGAUGAGAGUUUUUGGAAUGAGCCUUCUAGUUCAUUGGAUAUCCAGUCAGAGUCUGAAAAUGAAGAUAUAGAUCAUGCUAUUGCACUUUCUCUAUCAGAAGAACAAAAUAAGGGAAAGGCAAUUGAGAACAAAUCUUAUGCAGAGGAAGAUGAACAGCUCGCUAGGGCUUUGCAAGAAAGUUUGAAUGCUGAUUCUCCUCCCCGUUAUAAUGGUCACAUUUUUCAACCACUGCCGUUUUUCUUUCCCUCAGGCUUCAGGAUAUGUGCUGGAUGCAAAAAGGAAAUUGGUAAUGGGCGCUAUCUCAGUUGUAUGGGUUCUGUUUGGCAUCCAGAGUGUUUUCGUUGCCAUGCUUGCGAUCAACCAAUAUCUGAUUAUGAGUUCUCUAUGUAUGGGAAUUUCCCAUAUCACAAGUCUUGCUACAGGGAACUUUAUCACCCAAAAUGUGAUGUCUGCAAGCAAUUUAUUCCAACAAAUAGAAGUGGCCAUGUUGAAUACCGGGCUCACCCUUUCUGGCCACAAAAGUAUUGUCCCUCACACGAGCGUGAUGGCACUCCUAGGUGUUGCAGUUGUGAACGGAUGGAGCCAAGAGACACAAAAUAUGUGACUCUGGAUGAUGGGCGAAAACUCUGCCUAGAGUGUCUGAAUUUUGCAAUAAUGGAUAACAGCGAGUGCCAACCUCUUUACAUUGAUAUACAAGAAUUCUAUGAAGGUUUAAAUAUGAAAGUGGAACAGCAGAUUCCAUUGCUUCUAGUUGAAAGACAAGCCCUAAAUGAAGCCAUGGAAGGAGAAAAGAAUGGGCAUCACCACACUGAAACCAGAGGUCUGUGUCUUUCGGAAGAGCAGAUUGUUACCCGUAUUUUACGAAGACCAAUAAUUGGGCCUGGAAACAGAAUCAUAGAUAUCUUGACAGGGCCCUACAGACUGGUUCGGCAGUGUGAUGUAACAGCCAUUCUUGUAUUGUAUGGGCUCCCAAGAUUACUGACAGGGUCAAUACUGGCUCAUGAGAUGAUGCAUGCAUGGCUUCGGCUUAAAGGAUUUCGAGCCCUUAGCCCAGUAGUUGAGGAAGGCAUCUGCCAGGUGCUGGCUCAUAUGUGGCUCGACUCAGAAAUCAUCUCAGGAACUGGCAGUAACAUCGCAUCCAGCUCAUCAUCCUCUUCAUCGUCGACUUCAUCUAAAAAAGGCCCAAGGUCUCAGUUUGAGAGAAAACUCGGAGAAUUCUUCAAAUACCAGAUCGAAUCGGAUACUUCAUCAGCAUAUGGUGAUGGCUUCAGAGCUGGCAACGAGGCAGUUCUUCUGUAUGGCCUCAGACGCACCCUCGACCAUAUUAAAUUGACAGGGACUUUCCCAUACUGAUCGUGGUCAAGAGCAUUCCGAAACUUAGAUUAUGUUUAUUUCUUUGCCUACAUGCAGAAAAGAUUGCCAAAAAUAUAUAUAGCAAAAGAAAAAAUAAUCAACCGAAAAAGGAUACCACAAAUUAGUUGCCAUGCCUGUGAGGUUGUAAUUCCUUGAGCAGCCACCUUUUUGUUGCAGACCAUACUGCACUUUAAAAACGAAGAAUCCAGUUAUGUACCUAAACUAAUCUUUGUUAAACUGCAAGAACAGUAUGUUGUAUGUUUUAUAUGCACAUGUUGGCAUGAUAAUGGCGUUGCUUGCACGACUAGAAAUUCUA
Molecule: messenger RNA, 1965 nt
Organism: Phoenix dactylifera (date palm)
Lineage: Eukaryota; Viridiplantae; Streptophyta; Magnoliopsida; Arecales; Arecaceae
Source: RefSeq, a predicted model, not a curated record